UAAUUUAUUUUAGUAAAAGUUAUUCAAAUAAAAUGGUGUGGCCAACCGAAGACGAUCAAAAACUUGAUGAGUAUGACGCCAUGGACUUGCCGGGUCAGCAACUACCGGCCGCGCAGGCUCGUACACCUUUAGAUCACAUAUUAAAUCUAGACAUCAAGUCACCAGCAGGUUGUCAGAGACUAACUGGAAUUAUAGCAACUAUGGGGAAAUCUACCGCCGAUGUCCAAGUUAUGGAGAAGAUAAUGUCAGCUGGUAUGAAUAUUGCUCUCCUGAAUUUGUCUUUUGGAACCAAAGACGAACAUAUAGAAACUAUCAAAACGCUACGACAAACAGCAAAAAACUAUAGUAUAAAGAUGGAAAAAGUUUUUCCCUUAGCCAUUGCUGCCCGACUGCCCGGCCGAAAGAUUAGAACUGGUUUUAUUUCGGAAUCUUACGGUGAUAGCGUGGAACUUAUCGCGGGAGAAGUAGUACGGUUAACGACAGACGAAACCUAUAAAGACAGGUGUUCAACUUACACUGUCUAUGUUGACUUCAUGCACUUUGCAGAGCAGAUGAGCAAAGGCAAUUACAUUUUAUUAGACAAUGAGGCUAUACAGCUCAAAGUUGAAAUGAUAUCGUCAACAACUUUAACUUGUAAAAUUGAAAGAGGUGGUUUCCUUGGGUCGUGCAAAGAUGUCUUCGUACCUAAUGUAACAUUCGAUAUGCCCAAUUAUACUGAAACUGAUAAAAUGUAUAUUGAACUAGCAGUGCGUAAUCAAUUGGACAUUCUUGUCGCGUCUUUCGUAAACUCGGCUAAUGCUAUUACUGAGCUCAGGCACUUAAUGGGAGAGAAAGGAAAGAAAAUAGCUAUUGUCGCCAACAUCCAAACUAUCGAAGGUUUUUGCAACUUCGAUGACAUUCUAUCAGUUACUAAUGGCAUUAUGAUUACAAGACAAGAAUUAGGCUCGGACAUUACGCCUAAAAAAUUAGUAAUAGCACAGAAAAAUAUGAUUGCCCGAGCAAAUAAAGCAAACAUCCCAAUUUGUGUAAGUGCUCAUCUUUUAAGUAGUAUGCGUUAUAAGGAAACACCUCUCAGAUCGGAAUUGCUUGACAUAGCAAAUUGUAUCCUAGACGGCGCUGAUGCCCUGGUACUUUCUGCGGAAACCGCAGUGGGUCAGUACCCGGCAGCCACCGUGGCAUGUAUGGCUACGAUAUGUAAGGAAGCAGAAGCAUGUAUAUGGACUAAGCAAACAUUCCAAGAUCUUAUUGAUAAGACUCCUCUACCCUGUGAUCAAACAACUGGUGCCGCUUUAUCCGCGGCGAUGGCUGCUCAACGAUCUUUGGCAGCUGCAAUCGUCGUAGUCACCUCGUCGGGAAAAUCUGCUCAAGUCGUGGCGAAGUACAGACCGCGCUGUCCCAUCAUAGCAGUCACCAGAUACGCUGCAAUCGCUCGCCAGCUGCACAUGUGGAGAGGAAUUAUUCCUCUUGUAUAUGAAGCUGACCCAGCUACAGACUGGCAACAAGAUCUUGAUAGCCGAGUGAACUUCUGCACAAAAUGGGCUAUGGGACAAGGAUUUGUUAGAAUAGGUGAUCCCAUAGUUUUGGUUUCUGGCUGGAGACAAGGUUCCGGCUCUACAAAUACUAUGAGAAUCAUUUAUGCAACUGCCGAUAUGGCAAACCAAUAA
Molecule: messenger RNA, 1664 nt
Organism: Nymphalis io (European peacock)
Lineage: Eukaryota; Metazoa; Arthropoda; Insecta; Lepidoptera; Nymphalidae
Product: pyruvate kinase-like
Exons: 9
Coding region: 33-1664 (543 amino acids)
Biological process (GO): glycolytic process
Cellular component (GO): cytoplasm
Molecular function (GO): pyruvate kinase activity; potassium ion binding; magnesium ion binding
Source: RefSeq, a predicted model, not a curated record